Molecule: messenger RNA, 1286 nt
Organism: Ceratitis capitata (Mediterranean fruit fly)
Lineage: Eukaryota; Metazoa; Arthropoda; Insecta; Diptera; Tephritidae
Product: odorant receptor 7a-like
Exons: 3
Coding region: 1-1182 (393 amino acids)
Biological process (GO): sensory perception of smell; detection of chemical stimulus involved in sensory perception of smell
Cellular component (GO): plasma membrane
Molecular function (GO): odorant binding; olfactory receptor activity
Source: RefSeq, a predicted model, not a curated record
AUGUUCGAUUUGUUAAAAGGUCGUGGACGCAGCGUUUUCGCCUCUCGCGAUGCGGUUAUUUACUUAUUCAAUAUAUUUCGAUUUCUUGGUCUCAACCCGCCGCCGCAAUGCCGUUUCCUGUAUUUCUUCUAUGGCAGUAUAAUAACGCUUUUCGCCGUCCUACUUUCACCGUUUAUCUUCAAUGUCGGCUGGAUACGUGAUAGACAUAUUUUGUCGAUAAUGGAGAUCCUGAAUUGUCUGCAAGCAGCGUUGAAUGUAAUUGGUGUGCCAAUUAAAAGCAUUACGCUGGCUUUGUCGCUGGGUCGCUUACGCAGUGCGGAACCUUUGCUGAUGAAGUUGGAUGCAAGAUACACCGACCCGGAGGAUGUAGCCAGAAUACGUGGUUGUGCGAUUACCGGUAAUCGUAUUGUAUUCGGCUACAUUAUAUCGUACAUGAUGUAUGAAACAUUGACUGUCGUAUCCGCCCUGAUGGGUGGCCAUGCGCCACUCACUUUGUGGAUACCAUAUGUGGAUUGGCACCGUUCGGCACGGGAGUAUUGGCUACAAGUUAGCUUCGAUGCAGCUAUGCUUUUCUUUUUACUAUUCCACCAAAUUCUUAACGACUCCUACCCAGCGGUGUAUAUUUACAUUAUACGAACUCAGGUUCAGCUACUAACAAACCGCGUAAGGCGUUUGGGAACUGGAGGUAGCAGCCGGGAUGAUGCGUAUCAUGAAUUACAGGAUUGUAUAAUUACACACCAGGAGAUAUUAAAUUUAGUCGGUGUGGUGGAACCAAUAAUAUCGGCUACAAUGUUUGUACAGUUCUUCAUCGCUGCAGCUAUUUUGGGCACUACCAUGAUAAAUAUAUUUAUUUUUGCUGAUUUCGCUACCAGGAUAGCCUCUGUCACCUAUCUAUUUUGUGUGUUACUACAGACCUCUCCCACUUGCUAUUACGCCACUCACUUGCAAUCGGAUUGCGAGCGUCUAUCAAUGUCUAUUUUCCACAGCAAUUGGCUAGCUCAGGGUAAACGCUUUAAUCAAAUGUUAAUCUACUUUCUGCAUCGCUCGCAAGCGGAUAUACCGUUCUUCGCUUUGAAAUUAGUGCCAAUCAAUUUGGCUACGAGUGUGUCGAUUGCUAAGUUUUCCUUCACUCUUUACACGUUCAUACAAAAAAUGGGAGUAGGAAAGAAUUUGAAGCAAUAAAUUUCGCUUUAUGGUGUUUUGAAUGUUAUUCGAAAAAUUGUUUGCAUUUAAUAAAAUUAAGAGGUAAAGCCACUUUAGGAUUCUGGAAAAGGAAAUUUUUUUCU